Messenger RNA from Brassica oleracea var. oleracea, 2239 nucleotides. Its product is annotated as protein trichome birefringence-like. The record is from RefSeq and is a predicted model, not a curated record. The transcript has 5 exons. Bases 170 to 1960 code for a protein of 596 amino acids. Gene Ontology annotation, cellular component: Golgi apparatus. Gene Ontology annotation, molecular function: O-acetyltransferase activity. Lineage: Eukaryota; Viridiplantae; Streptophyta; Magnoliopsida; Brassicales; Brassicaceae.
CGUUCGGACAUAACUACGACCCCUUUCUCUUUGUUUCUAAAAGUUCAUCUUCUCUCCUACUUUUUUUUCUCUCUCUAAACCUAAACAAAACCACUGUUUCUCUCUCUCCCAACCACUAAACACUCCCCACGCGCCACGAACUCCUCCACACACACCACUUCCCCUCCACAUGGCGUCGGAGGCCGUCAAAUAUAUGCCGAUUCACGGCGCAACAACAACAACCGCCGCCGCAGCAGAAAUAAGAAGCUUCUUCUCCGCCGUGAAACCGAAAAAAACAUCAACUUUCGCUUACGCGUUUGUAAUCACCUUCGUCUCUUUCACUCUCUUCUUCGCCUUUAGUCCUUCUCCUAACUCGUCCUCUCCUUGGUUCUCCAACAUCUUCUCUUCUUCCUCCUUCUCCACCGCCGCCGCUUCUUCUUCGUCAAAAACCACUUCCGUCUCUUCGAUCUUCUCCUACAUAAUCCCCAAUGUCACUUCAACGAACCCCACCAAUAGAUCUAGCGACGCCGCGUCUAACACCACCGUCCCCGUCUCCGUUAACUCCACUUCUCCUUCCCCAAGUUUGAGUUCCGUCGUCAAAAACAGUACUUUGCAAGCACCGCCGCCGGAGAAUCGAACUCCGGUUGCUAAAAACGCGACCUCUGAAUCUCCGAUCGUAAACCGGACCAAACCGGUUGCAAAAACCAAUACUUCGCAACCUCUGCUUCCGACAAAAUCGAGUAAUCAGACACGGACAGCCGACGAAGCUCUGUCUCCGGCGAAAUCACCGCCCGUGUCGGUGGCGGAUCGGACGGUUAAUUCCACCUCAUCAACUCCUUCUAAACCGGGAAAGCAAACCGGUUCUGUUUCUUUAUUGGAACAAGAGAUCAAGAAAUGGAGUGAGUCUCUGAAAGACUGCGAGUUCUUCGACGGUGAAUGGAUCAUGGACGAUUCGUACCCGCUUUACAAACCCGGUUCGUGUAAUAUUAUCGACGAGCAGUUCAACUGUAUUUCAAACGGAAGACCCGACAAAGACUUCCAGAAACUGAAGUGGAAACCUAAGAAAUGUAGUUUACCGAGGUUAAAUGGAGGUAUUAUGCUGGAGAUGCUUAGAGGAAGAAGGCUAGUGUUCGUGGGGGAUUCUCUGAAUAGGAACAUGUGGGAGUCUCUGGUUUGUAUGCUUAAAGGAUCGGUUAAAGAUGAGAGUAAAGUCUAUGAAGCUAGUGGUAGACAUCAUUUUCGUGGGGAGGCUGAGUACUCUUUUGUCUUCCAGGAUUAUAAUUGCACGGUGGAGUUCUUUGUUUCACCGUUCUUGGUUCAAGAAAAUGAGAUUGUUGACAAGAAGGGAACAAAGAAGGAGACGCUAAGGCUUGAUUUGGUUGGGAAGUCUUCAGAGCAGUACAAAGGAGCUGAUAUUAUUGUCUUUAAUACCGGACAUUGGUGGACUCACGAGAAAACAUCCAAAGGGGAGGAUUAUUAUCAAGAAGGGAGCAAUGUGUAUCACGAGCUCGCUGUACAUGAAGCUUUCCGUAAAGCGUUGACCACAUGGGGUCGAUGGGUAGAGAAGAAUGUGAAUCCUAACAAGUCUCUUGUUUUCUUCCGGGGCUACUCCGCUUCGCAUUUCAGCGGUGGACAAUGGAACUCGGGAGGAGCUUGCGAUAGCGAGACGGAACCGAUCAAGAACGAGACGUACCUGACACCGUACCCGGAUAAAAUGAAGGUGCUGGAGAGAGUGUUGAAGGGUAUGAGAACGCCCGUCACGUAUCUUAACAUCACUAGAUUAACUGACUACAGAAAGGAUGGUCACCCGUCCGUGUACCGGAAGCAAAGCUUAUCGGAUAAAGAGAAGAAAACGCCGUUGCUGUACCAAGAUUGUAGCCACUGGUGCCUCCCUGGAGUUCCGGACUCUUGGAACGAGAUCCUAUAUGCUGAGCUGCUUGUCAAACUCAAUCAGCUUGGCCAAACACGACGGAAUCCUUAAAAAGGAAUAAUGUAAAUGUAAACGCAAGACUUUGCAUACGGAAGCAUGGAUUUGAGAGAUUGUCGACCACCGACAGUUCCGACAAGUACUUUACGUUUCGGAAAAUAAAAUAUAGGAUCUGAAGAGAGUGGGUUUGGUCACGACGUCUCACAUGGGAUGUUUGGACUUUUUUUUACUAGGAAGAAAGCUCGUUAAAAAGUCCAUUAAGUCUAAUGCUUUUAUGAGUUCAGUGCGAUUGGAUCCAACCUGGUGCAGUUGUUCUCCACGUGACUUCUUAUU